Messenger RNA from Monopterus albus (swamp eel), 1620 nucleotides. It is a transcript of the gene prmt2, whose product is annotated as protein arginine methyltransferase 2. The transcript has 10 exons. NCBI's taxonomy places the organism in Eukaryota, Metazoa, Chordata, Actinopteri, Synbranchiformes, Synbranchidae. The record is from RefSeq and is a predicted model, not a curated record. Gene Ontology annotation, cellular component: nucleus. Gene Ontology annotation, molecular function: protein binding; histone methyltransferase activity; protein-arginine N-methyltransferase activity. Gene Ontology annotation, biological process: chromatin remodeling; peptidyl-arginine methylation, to asymmetrical-dimethyl arginine. Bases 95 to 1471 code for a protein of 458 amino acids.
UCUGACGUCUAAACAGGAAGUGCUUGCGCUAUAUGGUUGAUGAUAUUCAAACGCUCGUUUUCCAGUAGUAAGCUACACGAAAGAGUUUUUACAUAUGCUACGUUAUGUCGUGAAACGUUUAGUUUCUUACAAGAUACUAAACCAAGAAAUAACGUCACCAGUCAUGCAGGCAGAGAAAGAAGAUGAGGAUGAGCCACCUCCUGAAGAAUAUGUUGCUCUCUCUGAUUUUACUGGAAGUGACAGCGACCAACUUAGUUUUGCCAGCGGGGACAAACUGCUUGUGCACGCCAAGCCUUCAUUAGCGUGGUGGUGGGCAGAGCUGCAGGGCGUCAGAGGUUAUGUCCCCGCCAGCCACCUCUGCCAGGAUGGUACUGAGGAGGAGGACCCGUGGCAGGAUGAAGAAUACUUCGGCAGCUAUGGGACACUGAAGCUUCACUUGGAGAUGCUUUCAGAUAAAAGCCGCACUGAGGCGUACCGGCAGGUUAUCCUCAGCAACAGUGCUUCACUGAGGAGUAAGGUGGUGAUGGACCUCGGCUGUGGAACUGGCAUCAUCAGCCUCUUCUGUGCUCAGCUCGCACAACCCUCCGCGGUGUAUGCUGUGGAAGCGAGCUCUAUCGCGGAGUACACCAGACACCUGGUGAAGCAGAAUGGUUGUGAGGAGGUGGUCACGGUGCUCCAGGGCCGAGCUGAGGAGAUCGAGCUGCCUGAGCAGGUGGACAUCUUGGUGUCUGAGUGGAUGGGUAGCUGCCUUCUGUUUGAGUUCAUGGUGGAGUCGGUCCUGCUGGCCCGGGACCGCUGGCUGAGGGAAGGUGGUGUGAUCUGGCCUUCAUCUGCAGCCCUCACCCUGGUGCCAUGUCAGGCCAAUAGCUAUUACACAGAGAAAAUUACCUUCUGGGAGCAGCUCUAUGGUCUGGACUUCACUCCUCUUCAUACCAAGGCUUCUGACUGCACCUCUCAGCCUGACUUCAAUACUGACCGAGUUACCCCUAAACAAAGGCCUUUGGCACAGCAGGAGUUCUUCACCAAACCCAUGUUCAACCACCUCAUUGAACCCAGCGACUGCCUUGCUGCUCCCUGUGAUGUUAUCUGCUUGGACAUGUACACCCUCCAAGUCAAAGAACUGGAGGAAAUGAAGGGUCAGUUUCAUUUCUGUGUGGAAAAGUCUGGUGUUUUCCAUGGAUUCACUGCCUGGUUUAGUGUUCGUUUCGACAGCCUGGAGACACGGGGCACAGCAGUGGAGCUAAACACCGGACCCAACUCAGAGCCGACACACUGGAAGCAGACUCUGUUCAUGCUAGACAUGCCAGUCAGUGUACAUGCUGGAGACUCUAUCAGUGGAUCCAUUUUCCUGCACAGAAACCCCAAGUGGAGACGCCACAUGACAAUCACCCUGAACUGGAACGUUAACAGCGGCACAGAGGAGCCAGACAACAGCCAGGCAGAGACAAAGAGUUUCCCCAUGUGGAGGUAACAGAGGCUCUCCAUGUCAGCGGUGGAAAUCCACAGAAAACCAGUCAGAUACAUCCUAACUUGAGCUUCGGGUCAGUGAGGUAUCAGUUCAGAUGCUGACCUAUAAUGAAGCGUAACUUCUGUUUUACAGUGAAUCUGAUGGCAGGAAAU